AUGGCACUGUACCCGGGUGGUGGAGCGCAUCUCGCGUAUUCCACGCCGAAUCUGAACGAAGCCGAGCCGGCGGAUCAUAUUGAGGAUGGUCGGAGUUUGACCGACGACGAUUUCUACGAUGCCACGGAUUAUUGGGCACAGUAAGUUGGGGUUUUUGGUUUAACGGGAAGGGAUACUGUAUUUUUUGACAUGCAAUUUAUUUUUGGUUUAAAAAAGUGGCUUAAAUUUUAAAAAUAAAGGAAAUAUGUUAGUUUAAAAGGGUUGUAUCUUCAAAAACAAAUUGUCUUUUAGUAAAAAUGAAAUCAGCCUGGAACAAUGCAUUGCCGAGGCCAAAGCGGCUAUGGAUUUGUUCCUGAACAAUGAUUUUGAACAAGCUCAACAGAAAAUGAAGCCAUUGGCCGAUAAAACAAUGUAUCAUGCAUUGGGCUACAGCACUAUAUUGUUCUUGCAGGCUAUGAUGACUUGUGACCGGGUAAGGAUCUAAAGCUUGAUUAGACUACUAAAGUUUUUUUUUUAUUUUUAAAUUCUAAAGCGAUUUUAAAAUUUUUUGAAAUUUGAAUUUUUUAAAAUUUUUAAAAUCUCAAAAUUUUAAAUUUUUAAAAAAUUAAAUUUUUAAAUUUUAUGAGAAUAUUAUUAUAGGCAGACAUGGAAAAAGCGUUGGAAGCAUCUCAAAAGGCUGUCAAUGUGAUCCAUCGUUUCCGAGCACAGUACAGCAUCUCCGAUUCUAUUUUUCGGUUGAGUGGACAUUACAAAAAGUUGUCAGAUGAGGAGAUUCACGCAGAACUGUGCUACGCUGAGGCACUGCUUUUCAGGUAGGGUUGGGAUUGAGAAGGAUAUGGCUAACGAAGGGGUAGGGUAGUGUAGGGAAAACUAAGACAAGAUAGGGUCAAGAAGGGCAGUUUAGAAUAUAGUAAGGCAGAUUAGUUAAACGUAUUGUAAGCUGGGGUAAAAUAGCACUACAGUAGGUCAUAAGUAUGUUAUGGUAGGGCAGUUAAAGGAUAGUGUAUGACAACAAAAAUAUGUUAAAGUAAGGCCAUGACAGACUAUCGGUUAAAGCGAGGGUUCUGUUCUAUGCACUAGGUUCAGGAUGAGCUGCUAUAGGUUACAGUUGGGUUAUAGUAACAAUAGGGUUUGUGCUGUUUGGCUUAAUAGGAGUUGAGGUUACGGUAGGAAAUGUGCUUGUACUAUAGGGGUACAGUAACUGAUAGGUAGGGCAGGGUAUGGUAGGGAGGGUACGGUAAGGUAAGAUAAGGUAGGGUAUAAUAGGGUAGGGCAGGGCAGGGUAAGGUAGGGUAUGGUAGGGCAAGGUAGGGUAGGCUAGUACUAUGACACUAUAAUAAUUGUAUUAUACUGUAAAAUGUAUCUUUUACAGAGCAGCCUUAACCUUCUUCUACGACGAAAGCCUAGCCAGUUUCAUCAAGGGAGCUUUGAAGAUACGAUCUUGCUUCAUGUCUUACCGUGAAUGCUACCGUAUUCUCAACUCUCACACCUGGAAAACUCACAAUUCGAAGAUUAGAGAUGAGUUUGAAGCUGGUGUUCUGUUGGGAUUGGGCUCAUUCAACAUUGGCUUGUCCAUUUUACCUGGUAAAAUAUUGAAAUUGCUUCAAGUGAUCGGAUUCAAUGGGAAACGGAGCUACGGAAUGAAAUGCUUGAACAAGGUCGCUGAGAUGAAGCAUACAUUGAGGUGGGUAUAAGUUGGCGUAGAAUGGCAGGAAUAGGGGUAGGGGCAUAAUGAAAGUAAAGGUAGGUGUAGGGGUAGGGGUAGCUGUAGGUUUAAAUGUAGAGGCAAAAGUAGAGGUAGGGGUACGGGUAGUUAUGACACUAAUUUAUUAAUAAGUUCUGUAAUUUUAGAUCAACAAUGGCCUCCUUAUCUCUGUUGGUUUGGGAACUGUUUGUGACAUUCUUUAUUGGUGAAGGCCUACCAAAUCGAACUCUGUGCGCUGCUUUGUUUAAGGACCUGAAUGUUCAGUACCCUAAUGUAAGUAUCUUGUUAUAGUGAUUAGGGCUUAAGAAGCAGGAUAGGGUAGGUUAAAAUAAGGUAGGAUAGGCUAAGAUAGGGUAAGAUAAGGCAUAGGUGGCAAAUGUAGAUUACAGUGGAAUUUAGGCAUGGUUGGAUAAAAAAAUGCCGAGUAAAGAAGGAUACUGUAAUUUAGAGUAGGGUUGAGUUAAAGCAGUUCAAGGACAUGGUAGGAUAAUAAAAAGUGACGUAGGACGUGGUACGGGUGGGCAUGGUAGAGCUAGGGAUGGCAUGGUAGGGUAGGGUAUGGUAUGGUAUGGUAUGGUAGGGCUAGGUAUGGCAAUGUAGGUUAGAUUAAGAUAUUUAAAAUUUUUUAAAGCUGGUGGUUAUUGAGGGAGGCUUACUGUAAAUUACGUAUAUAUAUGUAGUUGUGUCAAUUGUUAGUUGUACGAAACAUAAUGACAUCUUAUAGGUUUCCGUGUUUAAAAUAGUCAGAAAUUACAAUGUUGUAAGGUAUAUAUUUUUGUUACCCACGUUAAAGCAUUGUAUUUAUUAAUACCUUAGAAACCUCAAAAGAUACUGUAAAUGACACUAUGUAAAAAUAAAAAUUUUCGUGUUUUACUACAUUUAAAAUUUCAAAAUUACAGGGUGCAAUCAUACUGUUCCUACGAGCCCGCUUUCAUUUGACUUCCGGUGAUGUGGACAAUGCCAUUUAUUUUUACAAUCAAUCAGUGUACUGUCAGAGUUACUACAAACAGUUCCAUCAUAUUUGCUAUUGGGAGCUACAGUAUGUUUAAAGCCUUAGCUCAAAGCCCUAGCCCAGAGCUCUAGUCUACGUUUUAGCUCAAGUUCCAGCCUUAGUUCUAGCCCAGUGUGCUAACUACACAUGGGGAACGGGCCGGGUUUGAGUGUUAGCCCCGGCCCGAUCUAAGUUUUGCUCCGGCUCGGCUCGAUUUUUUUACCUGGAAACGGGCCGGGCUUUCUUGGCCUAGCCUGGAAAUUUUGGAACAGCCCGGUCUGGCCCGAUCGAAGGCCCAGACCGGCCGUUCCCCAUGUCUAGCGUUAACCUAAUUCUUAGCCUUAGGUUAUGCUCAUGCUCGUGCCUGUAGUUAAGCGCUUAACUUUCGCAAUACCUAAUCUUAUACCUCUACUUUCAGAUUUGCCUAUGCCAUGUUGGGAUGUUGGGAUUGGGCGGCGAACUAUGCCAAACGCUUGAAAAAUGAAUCGAGAUGGUCAAGGUGUGUCUAUGCUUAUCUCAUUGCCAUCUACAUCUACCCAUACGACCAAAGUAUCGAGAACUAUGUGACCUGGCGUUUGUUAUGUCAGAAAGUGCCCAAGGUCCGACUUCGAAUUGCCGGCAAAUCAAUACCGGUCGAGAAGUUUUGCGAACGCAAAGCCAAACGCUUCCUGGCUGAGAAUCGAAUGUACUUGGCCAACUUUGAGUUCAUGUACUUUUGGAAUAUAUUCAGCAUAUUCGAAGCUCGACGAAGCCAUGUGUCUGAUGUCAUGUAUAAGAUCGAACAGUUCAAAAGGGAGAAUCCUACUGGUAAGUAACGGUGGGGAGGGUACUAUAAAAAGGAAAGUACAAUGUGAUUAUAAGUAGAGGUAGGGGUGGGUCUGGAGCAAGGGUUUUAACAUUGGCUAGGGCUGAAGCAGAUGCUAUGGAUUCAUCAGACGCCGGGGGGGGGGAGGGGGGAAGGGAGAAACGGGACAUGUAGACUCGGAUUGGUUCAGCCCGGCUUUACGAUCUAGUCGGGCCGGUCUCGAGCUAAGGUUGAAACGGACUGGGCUGGAAAAGCGGACCCGGGUCUAAAAAAAUUUUGGGCGGACCAUCCUAGAAUUUUUUUGACAAGGCCAGGCCGGCCUGAAAACAAAAAUGAAAACGGAUCUGGCCUAAACGUUGGGACUUGGGCCUGGGCUAGGCUUUAGAAGGGGGCCCGGCCUGUUUCUCACCUGUAGAUAGGGGUAGGGUAUGGGCAUCAUGGCCAUGUGCAUCAUGGACAUGGGCAUCAUGGGCAUGGGCAUGAUCAUGAACAUAGGCGAAGUCUGGGGCAAGGGCUGAAUCAGGGGAUAGGGCAAUGUUUGGCAGAAGCAAGGGUAAGGGUAGGGGAUGCAGAGACGUUUUUAUGACAUUUUAAUUUUAGAAGAUGUAAACGAUUUGGCACUGUACGACUUUUUACGUGGCGUAUGCUUGAAAACUAUGCGACAGUACGAAUCGGCUGAACGAUGUCUUUACAAGGUCAUACAAAGGUAAGUCAUACCCUACCCUACCCUACCCUACCCUACCCUACCCUACCCUACCCUACCCUACCCUACCCUACCCUACCCUACCCUACCCUACCCUACCCUACCCUACCCUACCCUACCCUACCCUACCCUACCUUACUCUACCCUACUCUACCCUACACUACCCUACCCUACCCUACUCUGCCCUACCCUACCCUUUGAAAAAUGCAAUUUUCAGUGAAUCCCGCCUGACGGACAACUUUUACCUAGUUCCAAAUGCCACUUUUGAGCUUUCUCAAAUCCGUUUCGAGCAAAAGAACUACAGCGAGGCAGAGUCAUUGUUGAACAAAGUAAAACAAUAUAAAGGAUAUUCGUUGGAGAACAAACUUUUGUUCAGAGUUCAUGCGGCCGUUGAGCGAUUGGCCGCGUUGAAGAGCACAUAA
Bursaphelenchus okinawaensis is the source of this 4626-nucleotide messenger RNA. Lineage: Eukaryota; Metazoa; Nematoda; Chromadorea; Rhabditida; Aphelenchoididae. The record is from the annotation of a GenBank genome assembly.